Molecule: messenger RNA, 1936 nt
Organism: Nothoprocta perdicaria
Lineage: Eukaryota; Metazoa; Chordata; Aves; Tinamiformes; Tinamidae
Gene: AGAP2
Product: ArfGAP with GTPase domain, ankyrin repeat and PH domain 2
Exons: 12
Cellular component (GO): nucleus
Molecular function (GO): GTPase activity; GTP binding
Source: RefSeq, a predicted model, not a curated record
AUGGCCACCCCCCGGCAGCGGGUGCUGGCCGCCAUCCGCGCCGAGGUGAAGCGGCACGAGGGCGCCAAGCAGCACCUCAACAAGCUCAUCCGGCUCGUGGAGAGCGUGGCCGAGCCCCGGCUGCGCGCCAGCCUCGCCGCCUCGCUCAGCGUCCUGCAAGCCGAACACGUCCCGCCGGGUGCCCGGGGGGCCAAGGGCACCUUGGAGGCGCCCCGCGAGUGCCCCCCGGCCGAGGGCUGCGCACCGGGUGCCCGGCGGCCGCUGCUGAGCCAGGCGACCUGGGCGUGCGCCGAGGUGGCCCCCGAAGCCACCAAGCCCUCGCCCUACCCCGCGCCCGGGGCAUCCUCACCUCACCCGUCYGCCGGCCCCCGGCGCCUCCGCUUGGCCAACAAGCCCUUCAAGACGGUGACCACCAGCGGGGCCAAGAUGGGCUCGGAGGCCAAGGCGGGCAAAGGUGCCCACAAGGGGCCCGGCAGCCGCCUCUCGUGGCCCGAGGGCGAGGGCAAGGGGCGAGCGAAAGGCGGGGGCAAGACCGGCACCGACGGGGGCCCCCGGCCCCCCGCCCGGGCCCGGCUCUCGCCUCGCAAGGGGAAAAGCAAAACCCUGGACAACAGCGACCUGCACCCGGGGCCGGCGGUGCUGACGGCGGCUGUGCCCCCCRGCGAGGGCGGCGCGGGGCUCAAGCGGGGCCGCGAGGGCGGCCGAGCCUCCACCCGCGACCGCAAGAUGCUCAAGUUCAUCAGCGGCAUCUUCGCCAAGAGCCCGGCGUCCACCCCCACCCACCCCGCGCCCCCCUGGGCGCUGCUCAGCACCGACCUGCCCCGCGGGGCCUCCCCCAAGGCCUUGGUGAACAGCCAGGAAUGGACCCUGGGUCGCUCCGUCCCCGAGAUCCGCCUGGGUGUCCUGGGCAGCAGCAAGAGUGGGAAGUCGGCCCUCGUGCACCGCUUCCUCACUGGCUCCUACGUGGGCCUGGAGCCCACGGAGAGCGGGCAGUUCAAGCGCGAGGUGCUGGUUGAUGGUCAAAGCCACCUCCUGCUCAUCCGAGAGGAAGGCGGCGCCCCAGAUGCCAAGUUUGCCAACUGGGUGGACGGCGUCAUCUUCGUGUUCAGCCUGGAGAACGAGAGCAGCUUCGAGGAGGUGACGCAGCUGCACGAGCUGCUCAGCGGCCACCGAGCCCCCGGGGACGUGGCCCUGGCGCUGGUGGGCACGCAGGACAAGAUCAGCUCCUCCAACCCGCGGGUGAUCGAGGACGCCCGCGCCCAGGCGCUCUGCGGUGACAUGAAGCGGUGCCUCUACUACGAGACCUGCGCCACGUACGGCCUCAACGUGGACCGGGAUUACAUCCACAGCGCCCACGGCAAGGAGAUGGACCUGCUGCGCACCACGGUCAAGGUGCCCGGCAAGCGCCCGCCGCGCGCCAUCUCCGCCUGCGGCCCCGCGGCCAGCAUCAACGGGCUGCUCAAGGACGUGGCCGGCGUGCAGGCACCCGAGGGCGGCGGCAGCACCUCGCCCGUGGCGCUGAGCGUCCCGCCGGAGCCGGGCGCCAAGGGCAAGGAGCGCUCGCUGCAGCGCUGCGCCUCCGCCUCCAGCGCCAAGCUGCCCAGCAGCGAGGCUCCCCCCAGCUCCGAGGCCAUCUCCAGCCCCGGCAGCGCGGGCAGGGAGCCGCCGCCGUCGCCCAUGAUGGACAGGAAGAAGCACCGGCGGAAGAAGCUCUCGACGCCCUCCAAGACGGAGGGCUCCGCGGGCCAGGCGGAAGCCAAGCGCAAAAUGUGGAAAUUAAAAAGCUUUGGUAGUUUAAGAAAUAUUUAUAAAACAGAGGAGGAGAACUUCGAGUUCAUCAUCGUGUCGAGCACGGGGCAGACGUGGCACUUCGAGGCGAGCAGCUUCGAGGAGCGCGACGCCUGGGUGCAGGCCAUCGAGAGCCAGAUCCUGGCCA